CUUCUUGUUGAAUGAAGAAUCGGAAGUUGUGACGACUGGUGGAGGAAGCAAGGGAGAAAAUUAAAAAAACAAUGGGUCCGAAAAAGUGCGAGGUUUGCAACGAUGCAAACUCCAAGUACAAAUGCCCUUCUUGCCUUACACCUUACUGUUCUUUGGUCUGUUACAAGAAACACAAAGAAAUUCCAUGUGAAACAACAACAACAACAUCAGUUGCUGUAGAAGAAGAAGCUUCAAAUCCAUUAUUAUUGGCAACAACAACAACUGAUGUUCCUGUUCUUCAGAGACCUCUUGUUGUUCAUAACCCUGGGGAUGUGCUGCAACAAUUACAACUAGAAUCCAUAGCUUCUUCUACUGAGAUCCGACAAGCUUUAAUGAAUGAUGAAACUCUUCAAAAGAUUAUACAACAAAUAGAUUCUUCAUCAGAAACAGCAACAGCUGAGAUUCAACUUACCAAUGCAAUGGAAGAAGUUGAGGCAUUCUACAAAUUCACUGACAAGAUUCGGUCCAUCAUUACUCCUCAGUAAUCUAUCAUUUUGUCAAUUGGGUUUUGAAGGUGGGUGGAGUCAAAAGGCUCUAUAGCUUGAAUAUCUUACAAAUCUUUAUUCACAGUUUGUGACAUUUUGAGAGUAAUGUUGAUGUUGGUGAUCUUUUAUUUAUUAUAUGAGAACUAACAAGUUUGUGUUUCA
Messenger RNA from Impatiens glandulifera, 686 nucleotides. RefSeq lists its product as uncharacterized. The record is from RefSeq and is a predicted model, not a curated record. Gene Ontology annotation, biological process: box C/D snoRNP assembly; snoRNA localization; maturation of LSU-rRNA from tricistronic rRNA transcript (SSU-rRNA, 5.8S rRNA, LSU-rRNA). Bases 72 to 524 code for a protein of 150 amino acids. Gene Ontology annotation, cellular component: pre-snoRNP complex; nucleus. The transcript has 7 exons. NCBI's taxonomy places the organism in Eukaryota, Viridiplantae, Streptophyta, Magnoliopsida, Ericales, Balsaminaceae.